Messenger RNA from Sorex fumeus (smoky shrew), 1138 nucleotides. RefSeq names its product WASH complex subunit 1-like. Gene Ontology annotation, molecular function: alpha-tubulin binding; gamma-tubulin binding. The coding region runs from base 5 to 1138 and encodes 377 amino acids. Lineage: Eukaryota; Metazoa; Chordata; Mammalia; Eulipotyphla; Soricidae. Gene Ontology annotation, cellular component: early endosome; recycling endosome; WASH complex. The transcript is spliced from 8 exons. The record is from RefSeq and is a predicted model, not a curated record. Gene Ontology annotation, biological process: retrograde transport, endosome to Golgi; Arp2/3 complex-mediated actin nucleation; endocytic recycling.
CACCAUGACUUCCGUGAGGAUGCAGAGCUCCUUGGCAGGUCAGACCUAUGCAGUGCCCCUCAUUCAGCCCGACCUGCGGCGGGAGGAGGCCGUCCAGCAGAUAGCCGAUGCCCUGCAGGACCUCCAGAAGGUCUCCGGGGACAUCUUUAGCAGGAUCUCCCAGCGUGUGGAGCAGAGCCGGAGCCAGCUUCAGGCCAUUGGGGAAAGGGUCUCCUUGGCCCAGGCCAAGAUAGAGAAGAUCAAAGGCAGUAAGAAGGCCAUUAAGGUGUUCUCCAGUGCCAAUUACCCAGCUCCGGAGCACCUGCGGGAGUAUGGCUCCAUCUUCACGGGGGCCCAGGACUCCGGCCUGCAGAGAUGCCCCCGCCACAGGAUCCUGAGCAAGCACCGGCCCCUGGACGAGCAGGCCCUGCAGGAGAAGCUGAAAUACUUCCUCGUGUGUGUGACCACCAGGCUGGAACCCGAGGAUGAGACCGAGGAGGACCUGGGGGGUCUUCCCAGCAACAUCAGCUCAGUCAGCUCCCUGCUGCUGUUCAACACCACCGAAAACCUGUACAAAAAGUACGUCUUCCUGGACCCCCUGGCCGGCGCGGUCACCAGGACCCACGUGUCGCUGGGCACCGAGCCGGAGGAGAAGCCGUUCGACGCGCCACUCUCCAUCAGCAAGAGGGAGCAGCUGGAGCGGCAGGCCCGCGAGAGCUACUUCUACGUGCCCGACCUGGGCCAGGUGCCCGAGAUCAACGUGCCGUCCUGCCUGCCCGACCUGCCGGGCAUGGCCGACGGCCUCACCUACAGUGCCGACCUGGGCCCGGGCAUCGCGCCGUCGGCGCCGGGCACCAUCCCCGAGCUGUCCACCUUCGCCAUGGAGCUGGUAGCGCCCGCCAAGCCCGACCUAGAUGGUGGCGUUCUUGCAGUGCCGCCGCCACCUCCACCACCGCUGGCCCCGGCCGUGCUGGUCAGUGCCCCCCCACCCCCGCCGCCGCUGCCCCCCCAGGAGGCCGCCCCGGAGGACGCAGGCAGCGCGGGGCCCCAGGGAAAGGAGCUUCCUGAACAGCGGAAGCACAGCUCCCGCACCCAGAGGGCACACCUGUCUCGGGGGCACCUCUGGCACUGGCAGUACCUGGUCGCCUCUGCAGGGUGA